Molecule: messenger RNA, 1671 nt
Organism: Apus apus (common swift)
Lineage: Eukaryota; Metazoa; Chordata; Aves; Apodiformes; Apodidae
Product: protein spire homolog 1-like
Biological process (GO): actin nucleation; actin filament polymerization; actin filament network formation
Cellular component (GO): cytoplasmic vesicle membrane; cell cortex
Molecular function (GO): actin binding
Source: RefSeq, a predicted model, not a curated record
AAGGUGAAAAUGGAGUCUCCACUGUGUGAGCAGAGGAUCACCAAGGUCUCUCUAGCUGAGAUUCUGAGGUGUUUGGAACAUCCUAUAAGCGAGGAGCAAGCCUGGGCUAUCUGCUUUCAGUGUUGCUGUAAAAUGGAGCAGCUGGCUCGAGGGUUGUACCCACCACUCCAGUCUGUGUUCAUAAAAGGCCUUGGAAGCAUCUUUAUCCAUGCUGAUGGUACUGCUUCCUUCAAGGUGUACCACAACUCCGAUGUUGGCAGCAUCCAGCAGUCAGAGGACAAGCUGCUGGAGUACCUGGGGGUGCUGAUCUAUGAAGCCCUGGACUGGGGAAUCGACAGCCAAGCGGAGCGAGAACUGAGUGAUCCUUUGGAGAAACUGCUGUGCCUCAUGUUGAAACUGGAUGAUGAGGCAGUGAACCCAGCAGUGACCCUGCAGGAUGUUAUUCAGGCCUGUAAGGAGCAUGUGUCCAGGCCUUCUGAGGCUACCAGCCAUUAUGAAAUGACCUGUAGAAGUCUGUUUAUUGAAUAUUUGGAACUUCACAAGCUUGUGACCAUCAUCCAGACUUCCAAAGAGAGUCUGAGAAAAAUGGAUGUGGAAGAUCUGGUGGAAAAUCCCCUUCAGAAGAAGGAAAAACACUGGGCAUCCCUGUGGCCCAAUAUCAUCCGUGAGCUGCAGAAUGGUGUGAGGCUGCGCAAGGCUACUGAACGACCACAGCCUCAAGUGCCUUCAAAAGAAAGUAUCUGCUCUCCCUAUGAAUUACUUUUGGAUGAUAUUCAGCACAAGAGGUACACCCUUCGGAAGGUGAUCAUCAAGGAAAAACGCAGGACCCCGAAAGCUGAUGUAGCUGCUCCCAAGCCUCAUCUAAAACCUGUGCGGGAGAGGAAGCUGAAAGAGUGUGUGCCAUUGGAAUCCAGCUGGCAGGAACAGCUCAUGACAGAAAUAAAACAACCACAGCAGCUUCAGUCAUCAACAGCAAGGGAAAAUGGGAGCAGGCCCAAAGAAAAGCUUGUGACACCAAAUACUGCCUUGAAAUCUCCAAGCAAUACUUUCUUAACUCUCCAAGGUGUCAGUACCAAGUUUAAAAUUAUCAACACUACAACACAGCAUCUGGGACCAGGGGUUCAGGAAACCACUCCCAAGCAGCCUUCCAACACCAGGCUUGCCUCAACCAGGUCAUCAGUAGUAUCCUGCAACAGCACAGGUCUUGCUGCAAAGUGUGCAUGUCUUCCUGUGAGUGCACCCCUACUAGGAGAUAUUAAACAUAAUGGUUUCCUGCACGGUGGCCAACAGCAGCUGCCUCAUCACAGAGGAAGGUCCAAUUCUUUAGAGAGAGGCUGUCAAAGCAAGGAACUUGACUGUCCCUUCCCUACCAAGUGGCCAUCACCAACCAUUGCUGAGCUGAUUGGAACCAGAUAUGUAAUGAUGGUGCUGGAAGGGCAAGGCUUCUUCCAAGGAGGCAGCAAUGGUGUCUUUCCAAGAGCAAAGAUCUGUUUCAGCUGCCAUAAGCAGAUGUUUCUUAAGUGGCCUUACAGCUGUUACCUCUGCAGCAGUGUUGUCUGUUGUGACUGCUGCAUCAAGGCAAGUCUAGUCUUUAGCAACAUGUGGGGUUUUCAUAUUUUCUGUUUUCCCUGCACCAUACCUUGUCAUAGGAAGCUUUCCUUCACCCACUGA